This is a messenger RNA of Papaver somniferum (opium poppy), 2241 nucleotides long. RefSeq names its product F-box/kelch-repeat protein At3g06240-like. The transcript is spliced from 2 exons. The record is from RefSeq and is a predicted model, not a curated record. NCBI's taxonomy places the organism in Eukaryota, Viridiplantae, Streptophyta, Magnoliopsida, Ranunculales, Papaveraceae. Bases 316 to 1176 code for a protein of 286 amino acids.
GCAAAACACUUAGCGGUGAAACGUCUAUCAUUUUUCUGUAAUCAAGACAAACUCCACCGGAAUCCUCUCCUCUGUUACCAAAAUCCUCUACAGAAUCACCAAUAUUUAUCACGUAAAGUUCAUCUGGAAGACCCAAUCCGAUGAGGGCAGUGAUGAAUCUGAUGACUACCUGCACAAAAACCCUAAGUUUAUUAAGAUAUUACCUGAAGAAGAAAACCACAAUGGCGAGCCUCCCUCAAGAUAUUAUCAUGGUUAUACUUUUCAGUUAACCAGUCAAAUCCAUCUCUCGCUUCAGGUGUGUGUGCAAACUCCGGUAUGAAUUGUUCAAAGACCCUAAGUUUAUCAAGAUGCAGUUUCAACAUGCUACUUCAAAACUACAGAUUUAGUGUUCUACUUGCAUCGUAUAACGCCCAUGGCUUACAUUAUUAUUCCAUAGAUUUUGAUGAAACUAAUCACCCAAUUGAGACAUUUAGAUUUACUAGCAAAUGUCCAUUGCAUAUGGUUUCAUGUGAUGGUUUAAUUGGCUCAUAUGAUUUUGGGAUUAUGAUCUGCUUGUCGAAUCCAUCAACUCUAGAAUACAAGUACAUACCGACAUUAGAUCAUUACGAAUCCGAUAAUAGGAAUUCCUUUUUGAGAUAUGGGGUUUUGUACGAUUGGAAAAUUGAUGAUUACAAGUUGUUAAAGUUAGUGGCUGACACAGAAUUUAGUGUUACUUCUGAAGUUUGGGUUUGUAGAUUAGGUUCAAAUUCAUGGGAUAGCAUUGGAAACAUACCUUACAAUGUACGGGAUAUUAAAUUUUCUGAGAAGCCUUUAAAUGGAAUUAUUCAUUGGAUAGGAAACUCUAAAGUUAUAGUCUCGUUCGAUAUAGUUGAAGAGAGACUCGAAGAGAGAAUUAAAGAGAUCCAAAUACCUUGUUGCUAUCUGGACGAUGGAUUGUACUCGUAUAAAGAUGUGAGAGUGGGUCUCUUGGGAGAAGACCUUUACCUAUCAGUGAAUGCUAGACAUGAGAGAAACAUCGACCUGUGGGUGAUGACAGAUUAUGGAGAUAUAGAUUCUUGGACCAAAAUUUUCAGCUUUUCGAAAGAUGAUGUAAAUUUUGAUAGAUGCAUUAUCUCUAUAAGAGUCGCGAGAUUCUAUUACAAGGUGUAUGUUCAAAAGGCAAGCAGGAUGCCUUAGUCGCAUAUGACCCAAAUAGCGGAAGACUUGUGACUCUUGAUAUCCCCUGCAUACCAAAACAUUUUUAUGCGACUACUUUUAUUGGAAGUCUAGUUUCACUCAAUUCAGGUGAAUUCCUGAAGGCUACAAAAGUAUCUAAGAUAGAUUUUGCCAUUGGUAAGUUCUUAUUGCUGACAGUUGAGCUAGUGGAAUCUGGGUAUUUGAAGUUAACAAGGUUGGACCGAUACGACUUCAUUUUUCUAGUUUAUCUGGCAGGCAAUCUAUUGGCAUAUGGAUAUUAUCUUUAUAAUCUUUUUUCUGAAAAUGGUGUUAGCAGCAUAUGUGGUCAUCCAUGAAAGAAACAACAAAGAUGUUGGUGGUUUAUCCUUAGUAGCCAUUGAAAUACAAAUUUCUCCAUUACUUCUUUUAUUUCUCGUCUUUCUGCUAUAUGGUGGAAGUUUUUCAUAAGUAAUCUGGGUGCAAUUACAGUUUGCAAACUAUCAUCAUCUUAGUUUCUCGUUGUCCAAAGUUUGAAGGUUUUCAUUCAGAUGAUGGCCAGGAGGAAAAAGAUUAGCAGCCAUUGAAAUACUAAAUUUCUCCGUUACUUCUUUAAAUUCUCGUCUUUCUGCUAUAUGAUGGAAGUUUUUCAUAACUAAUUCUGGGUACGGUUUUGGUUUGCAAACUAUCGUCAGCUUAGUUUCUUGUUGUCCAAAGUUCGAAGGUUUUCGUUCAGAUGAUGGCCAGGAGGAGAAAGAUUAGCAGCUUCAUCACGAUCUCUUAAAGAAUUCUCUUUAUGAAACUUGAAGUACUGUAUCCUUCUUAGACGAAACUGCCAAAUUUGCAGGGAUUGAAUUCCCUCUCAUAUUUAGUUAUCACUGUGUGUAAAAGCCAAAGUUAUUAACAGAUCCCUUGCAUCUUUAAAUUCACAGACUGUAGAAACUAGUAUAUGAUGUUUUUGGUGCUUUUGAUGCAUAUUCCAUGUGUGUGUGAAAUCAAAGUUAGUUCAGAAUGUACUUGCAUCUUGUGAAUGUAAGGUAUAGCUGGACAGACCAAAAAACUACAAUUUUCAAGUGUGUUGUUGAUUCA